This is a messenger RNA of Closterium sp. Naga37s-1, 624 nucleotides long. Lineage: Eukaryota; Viridiplantae; Streptophyta; Zygnematophyceae; Desmidiales; Closteriaceae. The record is from the annotation of a GenBank genome assembly.
AUGGCGGCGACGUCGCUGGACGAUAGCUGGCGAGCCUUGGGUUUGCAAGAUCCACCGUCGGCGAUCCUUGAUGACGUCAUCAACGCUGUGCACGAGACGUGGCUGGACGGCAUUGAGGAGCUGCGCAGCUGCAUCAUGGAGAAGUGCCCUGAAGGGGGGAAGGCCAAGCUGCAGCAGGACCUGGACGAGGCAUACCACCUGGUGGAGCAGCGCAUAGAGGAGCACAUGGAGGCCUUCAAGACCCGCGCCCUCGCCACUGCCUUCGCCCUGCCCCCCUCGCUACAAGCACACCUCGCCUCACUGCCACCUCACCUACCACGCACAACAGCUGCGCCAGCUGGCAGCGAGGUUGGAACAGGCGGGGACGAUGACCUGGCGGCUGAAGCGGCGGCUCUAGAUGCUGAGCUGGCAGAGCUCAAUGCCACGCUGGCAAAGAAAAGAGCAGAGCUGCGAGCGAUGAGGCGGGAGCAGCGACAGCAGCUGGCGGCAGUGGGGAGUGAGGGGCAGCUGAAGCAGCUGCAGCAGAUAAUGCAAGCAGACCACAGCGAGCUGCUGGCCUCGCACGAUCGACUGCAAGCGCAGCAGCACACAGCCAUGGACAUGACUGGUGAGGCGUGGGGGUGA